AUGGCACCCUUUCUGACCACAUACACAAGGGAGACCGCAGGUGCGCUUUCAUACUUGCACUCCGAUGCAUCCGCUCAGAUUUUGCACAGAGACAUAAAGAGCACAAACAUAUUGUUGGAUGAAAACUACACCGCAAAGGUCGCUGAUUUUGGAGCCUCCAGGCUAGUCCCCCUCGACGGCACACAGCUGACCACGCUGGUUCAAGGCACGCUUGGGUACUUGGACCCUGAGUACCUCUGCUCGAGCCAAUUGACUGAGAAGAGCGAUGUCUAUAGCUUCGGGGUCGUGUUGGCUGAGUUGCUGACUGGACUGAGGGCCUUGUCCUUUGAGCGGGCCGUGAAUGAGAGGAACUUGUCCUUGUAUUUUGCUUCUGCAAUAAAGGGCGAGAGGCUGUUCGAAAUCAUCAACCCGAUGGUGCUGAACGAGGGGAACUCGGAAGAGAUUACGGAAGUUGCGAUGCUGGCAAACCAAUGCCUGACAGUGAAAGGCGAAGAUCGGCCAACCAUGAAGGAAGUGGCAAUGGAAUUGGAGGGACUGAUGAGGGUGAUGGACAGGCAUCCAUGGUUGAAUCGGAGUGGUGACCUUGAAGAAGCUGAGCAUUUGCUUGGUGAGAGAUCAAGCGAAUGUGAUGGCAUCCUCAGAAGCAAUGCAUCAGGAAGUGAUGAUAGCAUAAGUAACCAAGUGUCCUUCGAAAUUGAAAGUCGAAGAUGA
This is a messenger RNA of Eucalyptus grandis, 711 nucleotides long. RefSeq names its product putative wall-associated receptor kinase-like 16. Gene Ontology annotation, cellular component: plasma membrane. Gene Ontology annotation, biological process: protein phosphorylation; cell surface receptor signaling pathway. The record is from RefSeq and is a predicted model, not a curated record. Bases 1 to 711 code for a protein of 236 amino acids. The transcript has 2 exons. NCBI's taxonomy places the organism in Eukaryota, Viridiplantae, Streptophyta, Magnoliopsida, Myrtales, Myrtaceae. Gene Ontology annotation, molecular function: ATP binding; protein serine/threonine kinase activity.